This is a messenger RNA of Exophiala xenobiotica, 1591 nucleotides long. RefSeq lists its product as uncharacterized. Gene Ontology annotation, cellular component: membrane; endoplasmic reticulum. Lineage: Eukaryota; Fungi; Ascomycota; Eurotiomycetes; Chaetothyriales; Herpotrichiellaceae. Gene Ontology annotation, molecular function: protein C-terminal S-isoprenylcysteine carboxyl O-methyltransferase activity. Gene Ontology annotation, biological process: C-terminal protein methylation. The record is from RefSeq and is a predicted model, not a curated record. The coding region runs from base 134 to 994 and encodes 286 amino acids. The transcript has 2 exons.
CUCGUUUCCGCCUUAUUGUCUCCUUGAUUCAUUCUUUUCGUGACACACACCCUUGCUAUUCAACUAAUUAUGCGUUCCUUUCUCUCGACAUCAACUCCGAUCCUUCAAGCCACAAUCAACCUGCUGAGCGAUAAUGUCCGAUUCGUCCGAAUCAGGAUCUCCAGGAAUCAUCCACGAAUUUCCGCGAAUUCGACAUGAACAGGAUCAGAAUGGAAACGCAACUUACCCGCCGACCAUCUACAUCCCUCCAGCAUACCUGCCUGGGGGACGUAGGUCGCUUUCUGGGGUCUCAAUUCGAGCAUUUGGGCUCGGCAUCGUGCUGGGCUUCUGUGUACUGUUGUCCGCGCAAUUGGUCUACUGGGGCUGCAGUUUGUGGAGGGCGCCUUGUUUUGUGGCCAUCCUAGCACUUUUUCAUUAUCUUGAGUUCGACCUGACGGCACGAUAUAACCCGCCCGAUGCAUCUAUCUCAUCAUUCCUUCUGCUAUCCAAUGGCGUCGGAUACGCAGCGGCGCAUACAGCCGCAAUGCUGGAAUUGCUAGUCCGGCAUUGGCUCUACUCAGAACACAAGCCGCAGUGGAUGAGAAUGCCAUUCCAGAUUCCAGCACUCUUCCCAGCUAUGCCAGCUUCUCUGGCCGUGGGAACAGGGCUGGCUCUUGUGGUGAUCGGCCAGCUCGUAAGAAGCACAGCCAUGAAACAAGCCCAGACCAAUUUCAACCACAUAGUGCAAUGGACGAAGCGGGCUGAUCAUGUCCUGGUAACUGAUGGAGUCUAUUCGUUCUCACGGCAUCCCUCGUAUUUUGGAUUCUUCUGGUGGGGGUUGGGCACGCAAGUUUUACUCGGAAACCCGAUCUGUUUUGUGGCAUAUGCGGUGGCGUUAUGGAACUUUUUCAAUCAUCGCAUCACGCACGAAGAAAGACAUCUUGUCUCUUUCUUUGGGCAAGAUUACGUCGAUUACCGCAAGCGUGUUCCAGUCCGAAUCCCGUUCAUUCGAUGAGCGUGUUCAUGUAUCAUUAGCGUCGUCCCUCUCCUUCUCCAUCUUCCUCCUUUUCAGCGAUGGAGUUUUAGACCUGGGUUUGCGGGUUGUCUCAAUUGUUUUGAUACUGGCUGGAAAGUAUGCAGAGCUGCAUGCUUGCUCCAACCAAGGCACUCCUACCGGGUCAAGAUUCUCAGUUACAAAUCGCAGCAGAGCGUCUGAUCCAGGAGCAUCCUCUCGUAACCCCAACACUCCAACACGAGGCUGGUUCAAUGCCUGUGCUAAUUUUGCUUCCGACUGCGGGGAGAUGUCGACCAACCUUGCACGCGUGGCUUUUGGAGCUGAGGUUGCGAGGAGCAUUGGUAGUGAGGAGGUCAUUAUAUCGGGGAGAGACUUUCGACACACAAACACAGCACAGAGUUUGGUGGCAGGGUCCCAGAGACGCUCGGUGUCUGAGUUGUCAAGUAUGUUGGGUGGUUGGCGUCUACGAGCCAGAGCUUCUAGUGUCCGUCCUGUACUGUUGUAUCCUAUGGUGAGGUGGUCAUAAAUUGCCGGCAUCCAUUCUGUCAUUGACUCCUCCUGUACUUUUGUCUUACUUUUCCCUGCCCUGCCUUUGCC